This is a messenger RNA of Penicillium concentricum, 345 nucleotides long. RefSeq lists its product as uncharacterized. Lineage: Eukaryota; Fungi; Ascomycota; Eurotiomycetes; Eurotiales; Aspergillaceae. The coding region runs from base 1 to 345 and encodes 114 amino acids. The transcript is spliced from 2 exons. The record is from RefSeq and is a predicted model, not a curated record.
AUGACACCUUCGAGCUACCAAGAGUUUCGCCGACCUCGUCUCGCGAGUAUUGCGCAUGAUGCUCAUACGGUCACGCGUAUCCAAGCUCUGGAAGGAAUCAGAUCGUGGCUAUUUCUUUCUGGGGCCUUCUUCGACAAGACAUUCAUUGCCGACUUUACUACGGAGAAACUCCUUGGCACUGUCCUGUUGAACUAUAUCCGAAAGCCAAUUAGACUGGACAACAGCCUGUGGCUCCAAGGGAAUAAUAUAUCAUUGUCGAAAUCACCCAGCUUCCAGAUGGUUGCGUGUGUGGUCCUUGUCUUGGCCAUCUCAUGGAGUUCACAGGUACAAGAAAUGUAUAUAUAG